Messenger RNA from Bombina bombina (fire-bellied toad), 8355 nucleotides. RefSeq names its product glucagon receptor (gene GCGR). Gene Ontology annotation, biological process: cell surface receptor signaling pathway; adenylate cyclase-activating G protein-coupled receptor signaling pathway. Gene Ontology annotation, cellular component: plasma membrane. The record is from RefSeq and is a predicted model, not a curated record. NCBI's taxonomy places the organism in Eukaryota, Metazoa, Chordata, Amphibia, Anura, Bombinatoridae. Gene Ontology annotation, molecular function: peptide hormone binding; glucagon receptor activity. The coding region runs from base 161 to 1633 and encodes 490 amino acids. The transcript has 14 exons.
CUCUGGCAGAGGAUGCGGGAGGGAAGCAUCGGAGAAUAGCAGGGGACAGCGAGUACUGGGCGAGACUGAGGCAUCUAUGCCAGAUCCAUUCACACUUCCUGAAUGGUUUGUAAAAAAGAGAAACUCACAUUACUCCAGAUGACGAGGUGGAAGCAGAGGGAUGUCCCAGCCUCUCCUCUUCAGUGUCCUGAUGGUGCUGAUUUUUCUCUGCCAGGCUACCUCUGCCCAGAUCACAGAUCACAUGAUUGAGAGCUGGAAGAAGUAUGAAUUAGAGUGUCAGCAGAAUAUGUCUCAAGAGACACCUCCAACAGGUUUGGUUUGUAACCGAACAUUUGAUAAGUUUGCCUGUUGGCCAGAUGCAUUGCCCAACACGACAAUCAGUGUACCGUGUCCAUGGUUCCUACCCUGGUAUAAGAAAGUGCAGCAUGGCCUUGUGUAUAAACACUGUGGACCAGAUGGAGAGUGGACACUUAUGCAAAAUGGGUCUUCUCGGAAUGCAGGGGAGUGUGCUAUGGACAUGGAUGAACAGAGGGCACAGGAAGAAUUUGGGAAGACAAUCAACAGGUUUAGAGUCAUGUACACAGUUGGGUACUCUGUGUCUCUGGGGACUCUCCUUCUGGCUCUUACGAUUCUUGUGUCAUUCAGUAAGCUGCACUGUAUACGGAAUUAUAUUCAUAUCAACCUCUUUGUCUCCUUCAUCCUACGGGCGGUGUCUGUGCUGGUUAUUGACACUUUGCUGAAGAUCCAUUACAAGUUUGCUGAUGAUGAGUCUAUGUGGAAUAACAGUGAGGCCCUGAUGGGAUGCCGUGCUUCUGCAGUUCUCAUGCAGUACGGAAUUAUUGCCAAUAACUGCUGGCUGUUGGUGGAGGGCAUCUAUCUGCACAACUUGCUGGUUAUUGCCGUUUUCUCAGAGAGAAGUUACUUUGCGCUGUAUGUGUCUAUUGGAUGGGGUGCGCCAGUGCUGUUUAUUGUCCCAUGGGUGGCUGUAAAAUAUAAAUAUGAAAAUAUCUCAUGUUGGAGCACAAACCAUAACAUGCUCAUCUGGUGGAUUCUGAGAUUUCCAGUGAUUCUUGCUAUAGUGAUCAAUUUCUUAAUCUUUGUCAGGAUUAUUCAGAUUCUGGUGUCCAAAAUGAGAGCUCAUCAGAUGCGAUCCACAGACUAUAAAUUCAGGUUGGCUAAAUCCACUCUAACACUCAUUCCUUUGCUUGGGAUACACGAAGUGGUCUUUGCACUCAUCACAGAAGAGUAUGCGUGGGGAACAUUGCGCUUAGUCAAACUGUUUUUUGACCUUUUCUUCAGCUCUUUCCAGGGCAUGCUGGUGGCUGUGCUGUAUUGUUUUGUAAAUAAGGAGGUUCAGUCAGAGCUACUGAAAAAGUGGAAACAGUGGAAACUUGGAAAAGAUAUAGAGGAUGAGUAUAAACACACCAACAGCCAGCCUCCCCGAGCCGGAACUGGGAGCAUUUGUGAAAAGAACCAUUUAGUUGGCAGCUACACCAAUGGGAUAGGCAAACCCAGACACAGUGCUGAGGAAAGGUACCUUGAGAAAAUGGGCAACAGUACCACUGAGAACAUCACUCUGAGUGACAGACAAAACAGCUAUGAAUACCCUGACAGUGCAGAGAAUGUUUUUUAAACCAUAGUCAUGGGUGGGGCCCGAACUCUGGAAUGUGAGCUGAAGGACCUUAUGUGGCAGUGCUCCAGACAAACUCAUCAAUAACGCCCACUCCACAAUGAGAAUUCUAAUAAAAAUAAGCCCUUGUAAAGUCCAGUCUCAGACCGUACGUGAUGGUGUGUAGUUGGAUCUGUGUGUAAUAGUGGCUAUGUUUGGGUGUGUUUGACAGUCAAUGUUUUUGCCUCUGAAAAUUUUGUCUGUCUUUUGGAUACCAUUGUAAGCAGGAGCAGAAGCCCUAACAAAUACAUUAUAGCAUAAGAAGGCAACUCUCAAGCUGUAUACUAAAUACAAAAAUUAUAUAUGUUCAACAGAACACAUUGGAUUAUACAUCACAAGAAUAUUACAUCCUACUCAAGACCUAUAGGAUCAUAACUAUGGACUUCUGUUUCAAACUUUGUAUUUGGAUGCUCUUCAGCUGCCUUCUUACCACAGCUGCCUUUGGAUUUGAGAUCUUGUAUAUGUAAGAUCUCAGACCUGCCCCUUUAAUUUGGAUGAUGUCAUCCUAAACCCUCCAUCACGCCCAACCUUUCAAUGCAUCUUUUCUCCACAACGAGCUUCUCUGACAUCCUAUAAAUUAUUGCUUCCAUGAAUCAGUGUGAUGUGACAAGCAGCAGAGAAGUCAUGAGCCUACUUAUGUUGUCUUUCCUAAUCUUAGAAUGAGAGCAAAAUUAGUGAUGCCUUUCUUCUGUUGAUUAAACCUAAUGAAACAACCUGCCUUCAAAAAAAAGUGAAGCGUGACUGACCUUUCACGUUAUUCAUAUUCAAACAAUAUAAAUUUUGCAUUUAUGUUAAAUUGCUGUUAUGGGAUAGAAGCUGCGUGAAAACGCUGAUUUAGAAUGGAAGAACACUGUAUUAUACAAAUUGUUUACAUUCACAAGAUUUAAGUUGUGGUUGAUGUCAUAGAUUAUUAGCAGAGUUGCACUAGACACGGUUCGUGAUCAUACAAUCAGUUAUUACUAUGUGCUAGUGGUCUCCCAGAGUAUGCUCUCCCCACCCACAACUCUAUCAUACGAUUCGGGUUCGUGACCUCAAGGUCACUGGUCAUUGUCAAUAUUUAAUGAAGGGUUUGUUCUAUAUUGGGAUAUUUACUUUCUCACUUCACAUUAUGAAAACAGUUCAAAAUAUCCAAAGGUUUGUCUGAUAAGCGUUGUAAGCUCUGUAGCACAGCUCACCUGCUAAAAUAUAUGUAUAGAUUUGUACCAGGCUACCAUUUGCUGCUUUUUCUUUUUGUUACAAAAAGAAAAUAAUAGUUCAACAUAAAAAGCAGCAGUUCAACCAAAUAUACAAACUGUAAGGCCUGUUUUGUUUGUCUAUAUCCUUUAUGUUGGCGUUCUUUGCCCAUGACCAAAUGCUAUCAGUAGUUCAGUGCUUAUUUUAUUCCCUUUAUUUCCAUUCCCUUUAUUUUUCCUUCUCUUUUGCACUAGAUUAUCCUAGGUUUUAGUAUAUUUAUGUAUUUGUUUCAGUAUUUGUUCUAAGCCUUAUGUAACUGCAGGAUGAUGUGACUCAUCACUUAAACAAAAACACAGUCCCUGAAUGCUUUCCAUAUUUAAGGCUUUAAGAUAAUAUAAAAAAAUGUUAUACCUUUCCAUCUAAAGGGGAGGAGAGUCCACUGCUUCAUUCAGUACUUUUGGGAAUUAAGAACCUGGCCAAUAGGAGGAGGCAAAGACACCCCAGCCAAAGGCUUAAAUACCUGCCCCACUCCCCUCAUCCUCCAGUCAUUCUUUGCCUUUCGUCACAUCCUUUCGUCACAUGUCGCCCAGGGUUACAGGAUAGGAUUCAGGUCCCAUCUGCCCAGGAACAGAUUCCUCCUGUGAAACCUGUCUUCAAGACCAGAAAAGAAAGCAGCCUUUCUAGAAUGUGUGAGGGAUCUCUCCUCUCUACUGUUAUCGUACCAGUACCCCAAGCAGAAAGGGGUCUAGGGUACUAUUCAAAUCUGUUCGUGGUUCCAAAGAAGGAGGGCACGUUCCACCCGAUUCUGGACCUAAAGUGUUUAAACAAGUUUCUGGCUGUUCCAUCAUUCAAAAUGGAAACGAUCAGAUCUAUUCUGCCCCUAGUUCAAGAGGGGCAGUUCACGCCGACAAUAGACUUGAAGGAUGCUUACCUUUAUGUUCCAAUUCACAGGGACCACUUCAAGUUCCUAAGAUUUGCGUUUCUGGACCAUCACUUCCAGUUUGUGUCCCUUCCCUUCAGCCUGGCGACAACCCUGAGAGUCUUCACGAAGGUUCUGGGGGCGCUUCUUGCAUGUUUUCUUAAGCUAGUCUAGUCCAAAAUAAAAGCGCAAGCUAUGGAGGACUCUGACGUGUUAGAGGGUACUCCCUCUUUAACAAAGUCUCAUUCCUGUGUUUAUUGUGAGGAGGUUCUCGUAGAUCAGUCUGCUCAACUAUGUUCCACAUGCCUUGAUAAAGUUGUGACAUCUAAAACUGAAGAGAUGUUUAGUACUACUGAGCCGUCCACCACUGAGGGCUCCCCAUCCUGUGAGGUGCGUUCCCUGCUUUCAUCUUCGAGUGCACAUGCAACGCCGCAGGAUCCAAUCAUUACUCCUAUGGGAGAGAUUCGUUGUUCGUCAGAUUUUGCGGAUCAACUGCAAACGGCGGUAUCGAAAGUAAUACAUGCCUUACCACGUUUUGCUAAGCGCAAGCGUAGGGCGUAUCAUGGCGGCCAGGCCCAGGGGUUGUAUACGCCUAUGGAAAUACCAGAGAUGUUUUACGAUGACGAGGCCCAUUCCGACUCUUCGGAAGAGGCUCCUUCAGUGUCGGAGUCCGUGUCAUCUCAUCCUCCGGCUGCGGAGAAGCCUGACUUUAGGUUUAGGAUGGAGAAUUUGCACUUUUUGCUGAUGCAAAUGCUUGCUACUCUGAAGGUCCCGGAACCAAAGCUUCCGGAGCAACCUUCGAUUCCUAAGCUUGAUAAGGUAUACGAGGCCAAGGUGGUGCCUCAGACCUUCCUGGUUCCUGUUAAGAUGGCUAAUAUUAUUAAGAAUUAAUGGGAGCGAUUAGGUUCUUCCUUUUCCCCUUCUUCCUUUAAGAAACUGUUCCCCGUUCCGGACUCUCAGCUCGAGCUGUGGGAGACUGUCCCUAGGGUGGAUGGUGCCAUCUCUACGCUCGCCAAGAGGACAACUAUUCCUCUCGACGCUAUUUCGUCGUUUAAAGAGCCCAUGGAUAAAAAGUUGGAAAAUGUUUCAACACACGGGGUUUGUUUUUCAACCGGUAGCGGCUGUAGCCAUGGUUGCCGGAGCUGCGACCUAUUGGUGUGAAUUCCUGUGUGAUAUGGUCAAGAGGGAGACUUCCAUUGAUGAGAUACAGGAUAAGAUUAACGCAUUGAAGGUCGCCAAUUCUUUCAUUUGUGACGCCAAUAUACAAAUAAUUUGCCUGAACACAAAGGUUUCAGGAUUUUCCGUUUUAGCUUGCAGGGCUCUGUGGCUAAAGUCUUUGUCUGCGGGCAUGACCUCUAAGUCGAGGCUGUUGUCCCUGCCUUUUCAAGGAAAGAUUCUGUUCGGUCCAGGAUUGGUUUCGAUAAUAAUCAAGGUUACGGGAGGCAAGGGAGCUUUCCGACCACAGCAUUAGAAAGCUAAGCCUAAAGAAUCUGCUUUUCGUCCCUUUCGUGCGGACAAGGCCCAGCACCAGCAGCCUGCCGCAAAGGCGGAUCAGUCCAAGGGAACUUGGAAGCCUGCUUAAUCUUUGAACAAGUCCAAGCAGAACAAGAAGCCCGCCGAGACAAAAUCGGCAUGAAGGGGCGGCCCCCGACCGGUCCCUGGACCAAGUAGGGGGCAGAUUGUCUCUCUUCUCCGAAGCCGGGUUGCAAGACGCCUCUUCUACUUCUUUGUCCUUUUGGUUGAGAAGCUUGAUUCGCUUGGCCUAUGAGACAGACUGUGGCUUCGUCUUGGGUUUUCAAGAAUGAGGCCUCUAUAGGGCAGAUUUGUAAGGCGGCUACCUGGUCCUCCUUACAAAGUUUUACAAAUUUGACGUUUUUGCUUCUGCAGAAGCUGUUUUUGGGAGAAAGGUUUUACAGGCUGUGGUGCCCUCAGAUUAGGGUCCACCUUGUUACCCUCCUGGUUUCAUUCAGUGUCCUCUAAAGCUUGGGUAUAUGUUUCCCAAAAGUAAUGAAUGAAGCCGUGGACUCUCCUCCCCUUUAGAUGGGAAACAUAAAUUAUGCUUACCUGAUAAAUCGUGGAGAGGAGGGUCCACAGCUCCCGCCCAUAACUCCGGUGGGCGGACCUAAAUUUAAUUUAUCUUCUGGCACCAUUUAUACACCGAUAUUUCUCCUACUGUUCCUUGUUCCCUCGGCAGAAUGAGUGGGGGAGGAAUUUAAGCCUUUGGCUGGGGUGUCUUUGUCUCCUCCUGGUGGCCAGGUUCUUAAUUUCCAAAAGUAAUGAAUGAAGCCGUGGACUCUCCUCCCCACAAUGGAAAUAAUCAGGUAAGCAUAAUUUAUGUUUUUUAGCAGAAUCUACUUGCGUCCAAAAGAGCAGCCCUCAACUACUUUCAUGAACUUACUUUGCAAAACCCAAAGCUAAGACAAUUCUUAAUCAGUUUUGUAUGCAGCUAGGCCUCAGUUAAGCUAAGCAAAAACACAGUGCAGAGGGCAACAUCAUAUUCCAGGCACCCAUAUACCUAUAAGGCUAGCUGUUUUUAUACAGAGCGGUAAGAAUAGGUGUAAAAUCAGAGGAGUGUCCUUGCUUUAGUUUAUACAGGAACAUGUGAUCACAUAAUCAAUUGACUAACUUGGUUUAAAAUGUGGAUCUACAACUUCUUUCUGGUUGGUCAGGUAAAAUUUGCACUAAGCCAACCAGUUUACUCGCUAAGAACAAAAGCGGAUGACCUACUGACCCUGCUAUAACAGUUUCUGCUUGGAUCUGUUCUUUCUUGGAGAAUGAAGAUCAUGGCUUGACUCUCAAAUUAUUUUCACUUUUAAGAACGUAAAGAACAUGCUGACUUUAUUUUCUUUGAAAGUCUGAUACUUUGCUAAUCUAACCUUCAGAUUGUUGUGUCAUUCCCUGCUUCCCCACAUUGUGUUGAUUAUAUGGCCUUGUAUGGAGAUGUUACCCAAAUGCAGAAUAAAUUGAGAAUAAGACAGCAUAUCUGCAAAAAACAGCCUAGAAAAUAUCACAUAGAACAUCUCUUUGUUAAAAAAAAGGAAAUUUUACCUCAAAAUCUCCUCAGUAGCCACUAGCCUACAGCAGGAUUUUAAUCAUCCAUUAAGAAUGCUACUUGCAAGAUGGAGAUCAUAAGACACGUGCAGGCACACUCACUUUAUCUCCCUCCUCAGUUUAAUUAAGUUUACUGUGAAAUCUCAUAAAAUCACAGUAAAGCAAAUUGAUUAAUGGUGCCGAUUGACUGUUUUUUUCACCCUGCAGAUGACAGUAAAAGUUGCUAACAGAGCAAUUACUCUGGUGAGUUGAAUUGGUUUUAGGUAGAAUAUAUUCCUUUUUAAAUAGAAAUGUUCAUUAUAUAUUUUCUAUUAAGCUUUUUACAGAUAUGCUGCAUCACUUUCAAGUGAAUUAGCAUAUAAGUAUGACAUCCCUUUAAGUUAUCCCUUUUAUUAGAAAAGUCAAAAGUAUAAUUCAUUUGCACCUUUGGUGGAAGUUUUUUUUUUUUUGAAAUAAAUGUUUUUAUUGAAUGUUUUCCAGUUUGUUUUAUACAGAAGGAGAAAAAAAAAAAAAAACAAAACCAAACAAAACAAGAAUUCUGAUAUCACAAGUACAAUAAAUCUCUCGUAGAACAGCAACCCUGUAAUUGUAUCUGAUUGGUGGAAGUUUAUCUAGAUAUUUUUAGUAAUAUUAUGAGGCAAAACAAGGCAUAACAAAUGGUUGAAUAUAUCUCCUUUGUUUUUAGUAUUUUAUAUAAGACCAAAAACAACAUUUCAGAUUAUUAGUAAUUUGUCAUGUGACACUUAAGUAUUUUUAGAAGUUCAGUUUUCAUUUUAAUAAUAUAAUAUGUACUUUUUAAUUAACAUGUGACUUAGGUAACAUACAUACAUUCCUCCCAAUUAUCUGUCAUCUUGGGAGAAUGGUCAUGGGUUGAGAGGUAUGGCCACUUCCUACCCACAUCUCUUGUGUACUCCUCCAACAUAUCCACAGAUUGCCUAGCCACACGUAUCCCUGCUCCUCCCACAUGUGAGCCCCACCCACAAUUUACCAGUCCUACAAGCUGUUUUUCUCACAUAGCACAGAAAUCAUCUGGCAGAUGUUGGAAGAUAUGCAUAAUAGAUUUACUAACAUGACAUUAAAAAUUAUAUCAUAAAUUUAAUCAUUUAAAAUAUAUUUUGUAUGAAAAAAUGUUAAAUUAAUGAUGUUUAUUUUGAUGUUGAAAAUACCUUAAUGCCAUUUCAAAGUUAUCUCAGCUACCAGACCCACAAUUAUUUUCAAUUACAAUUACCUGGCCUAUUUCCUGAGUUUAGACCUUGUCUGUUGCAUAGUCUUUUACAUGAUUACCCUUAUCUGGCCACACAUGUAUAACACAAUAGGUUAUAAUUGUGUGAUUCACAGAUAAUGUUUGUGCUGGAUUACCCAGCAGCACUGAUUAUCUUCAAACUAGCAACCAGUGUAUGUGAGUACCUAGAUCCUCCGUAUACAGCGCAGCAACUUGUGUCAAUAAAAUGUAAAUAUGUACAUAUAAGUAUAUUCUGAGCAGUUUUCUAUAUGUGUAUCUGUAAUAAUGAGGUAUAUUAUCAAUAAAUACAUCAAAUCAAAA